GUACAGAUCGCCAAUUGUUGUGGCGCACCAAACUUUCUUCGGCUAAACAAUCGGUUGUAACAACUUGAGAUACGAGUACGAGCGUUGAGAGAUACGCUUGAACCAUUUGAGUUGCAUUUGCAGUGUGUAUCCGGUCAGUACGAGUUUAUACUAAUGUGUCGCAGCAAGCUUCUACAGAAGUCAGCGAAUACUGAUAAAGACACUGCCGAGUCAGCGACGACAACAAACAACAGCGGAAUUAGCGAUAGUUCAGGUACAGGGAUUGCCGCUGCAACUAACGGUCAUUAUAAAAUGGUGAAUAAAACUUGCACCGAAAUGGCGCUUUCCAAGGUCGAUGCCAACAACUCUGAAUUGGAUCAGGAGCGUUACUUACGUGAUGCUACACAUCAUUUUCGUGGCAUAGAAAAACCUCUCAAAUAUGGUCCCACCAUUGAUAAUCUAACGGAUCUGAUCUCGGCCCUUCACAAAGAAUUCGAAACGAGCUAUGUAAAUAUAGAGAUGGUUAAUCACAUAAUGUUGACAUAUAAGUCGAAUCCGCGGGAAUGGAAACGUUUCGCUAAGUUUGAUCGUUAUAAAUACACACGCAAUUUGGUUGACGCCGGUAACGGUAAAUUCAAUUUGAUGAUCCUAUGCUGGGGUGAAGGCCAAGGCUCAGCCAUACACGAUCAUGCCGAUUCACAUUGUUUUAUGAAAAUGCUUAAGGGUGAUCUACAGGAGACAAGGUAUGAAAUGCCAUGUACCAAGGCUAUAGAUAUGCCCAGUGUAGAUAUUGGUCAAACUAAUGAUGACGAUGAUGAUGAUGAAGAAUUCAAUAGCGAAGAAUUGAAGACGAUAGGCUCUUCAUCGAUUAGUUUGAAUGAUGUUGCCUAUAUAAAUGAUAAUCUUGGCUUGCACCGAGUGGAAAAUCCUAGUCACAUCGAGACGGCGGUGUCGCUUCAUUUGUAUUGUCCCCCCUUUGAGGAGUGCUCUGUCUUCCAUAAGAACUCUGGCAAGCGUAUAAAGUGUCCUGUGACCUUUUGGAGUAAAUAUGGUGUGCGUCAGCAUCAGUCCAAAUAAUAGAAUUUCACCGUAUGAGAUUUUUUCCUUUUGCAUAUCA
Rhagoletis zephyria (snowberry fruit fly) is the source of this 1096-nucleotide messenger RNA. RefSeq names its product cysteine dioxygenase type 1. Gene Ontology annotation, biological process: L-cysteine catabolic process. Gene Ontology annotation, molecular function: cysteine dioxygenase activity; ferrous iron binding. Lineage: Eukaryota; Metazoa; Arthropoda; Insecta; Diptera; Tephritidae. The record is from RefSeq and is a predicted model, not a curated record.